Molecule: messenger RNA, 1806 nt
Organism: Corylus avellana
Lineage: Eukaryota; Viridiplantae; Streptophyta; Magnoliopsida; Fagales; Betulaceae
Source: RefSeq, a predicted model, not a curated record
AUGGAGAUCCCAAAACAUGUGCCUGCCACCUUAAAGCACCUAGACCUCCAAAAAGAUGGGAAAACGAUUGGUGUACUUAACAAAAUUAUCAAUGACACCUUGGAUGUCAUGGAGUCCUUGAUUGAGUUGAACAAGCGAUUUAUUAACAACGAUAUAAAACCAACAUAUUUUUCGUCUGACAUGGACGAUAUCCGGGAGGGUGUCAAUCAGAUUAUCAUUACUCUUGUAGCUUGCACAACUCAGAUUUGUUGUCUCACUAGCAAUGAGGACAAGACACCAGAUUUAUUGCCCUUGGCCCAUACAAUCAGUGUCACCCUCAAGGCAGUAAAGAGCAGAUGCCAAAUUGAAACAGAGGAAAAGAAGGAAGAAACGAAACUGAAGAAACUUUUACAAAAACCUGACGAAAUCAAGGAGCUUUUGAAGGGGCUGAUUUUCGCCAGGGAUGAUGUGCAGCCUCUUAUUGACGGUUCUACCAAUGAAAUGGUUAGCAUAGAAGUGUUGAAAAUGAAGAAUGUUCUAUUGUUCAUUUCAAGCCUAGAAAUCUCCAAUGAUGAUAUCUCGAUUUUAAUGCCAAUUUAUGAUGGAAUAAGAAAGAUAGGGGACCAAUAUAAAAUUGUAUGGAUUCCAAUUGUUGAGCAGUGGACCGAUGACCUACGAAAGAAGUUUGAGAUAUUGCGAUCUAAGAUGCCUUGGUACAUAGUGCAAUACUUUUCACCAAUAGUCGGCAUCAAGUUCAUUAAAGAAGAGUGGCAUUUUGAGAAGAAUAAGUCUCUUGUUGUAGUGAUGAACCCACAAGGGGAUGUGAAAAACAAAAAUGCACUAGACAUAAUUCGGCAACAUGGAAUGACGUUCUUCCCUUUCAAUCGACAUCAAGUGGCAAAAGUUAGACCAGCUAUUAGCUCAUGUGGGAUGUGCAUGAGACCACCUGGACCUCACGCGAUCGAAGAGUUCACUUUUCUUUAUGGAGGCAAGGACACUAGAUGGAUUGAACAAUUUUCAAAGAAAGUAAAUGUUGUUGCCGAGGAUCCAAUCAUAAAGGAAGCAUACAUUUCCAUAGAAUUGGCUUGCAUUGGAGACGGCUGCAAACAAAAGCCUUUUUGGAAACGCUUUGGGACUCAGGAGAAGACUAAAUUUGACCUUGGGAACCAGGAAAUUCAAAAGUUAUUGCUUUCCUUCAAGAGCGAGAGUAGAUGGGCAGUGUUGACAAAAUGGUCUACAAAGGUAGUUAGUGAUCAUGGGACGACAAUUCUGAAGGUCGUGGAAAUGUUUGGAGAGUGGAAGGAAGGAUCCUUCUGGGAUUCAGUUCUUAGUGAUGAUAUAGAUUGUCUUUAUUCGGAUGAGGAUACUACUCAUGGUUAUGGGGACAUUGAUGAGGGGGUUGGAAAUACUAAAGAGGAUGUUGAAGAGGUAGAGGUAAAAGGGGAUGUUGAGGAUGUUGCUGGAAAUACUGGGGAGGGUGAUGCAGAUGGAAAUGAUGGAGAACAUAAAGGUAGGGAAGAAAGGGAAGGCAGUUUAGACAUGGAUGAUAGUGAUAAGCUAAGGUCACCACAUUCUUGUGGCGAUGAUAGUGCAGUGCACUCAACCCGUAAGGAUGUAACUAAAAGGGUGCAGUUUGAUUCUACUGAUAUCAAUAAUCCAACAUUGAUUAAAGUGAAUAUAUUUCACAAUGCAGUUGAAUAUAGAAAAGUCAUGAGACAAUACAAUAUUAUGAAAGGGGAGGAUUUGAAAUUCAAGAGAAAUGAAAAUAUAAGGAUUGCAAUUGUUUGCAAAGAUUCAAGGUGCAAGUAUAGGGUAUAUGGGAGGUAG